AUGACUGAAAAGGGGUUCUCCCAAGGUCCAGAGGACAAAUAUGUCUUGGUCACUGGCGCAAACAGCGGUCUUGGAUUCUCCAUAUGCUGCCGACUAGCCGAUGAAUUCCUCCGAUCAAACGCAAGCUCCGCCACCCUCUCCAUAAUCUUCACAACGCGCAGCGCCCGCAAAGCCCAAGACACCACCCGCCGUCUAGAAGCACACCUCCGCAGUUCAUCCUCCUCCCCCGCAGAAACCUCGCGCGUGCGCUUCCUCCCCGAAAGCGUCGACCUCGGAUCCCUCCUCUCCGUGCGCGCCUGCUCUCGAAAAGUUACCGCUACAUACCCCAAGCUCGAUGCGAUAAUCCUCAACGCAGGCCUAGGCGGCUGGUCAGGCAUUGACUGGCCAUCAGCAAUCUGGGGCGUAUGCACCGACCUCCUGCACCAAGUGACUUGGCCCAACUAUAAGAUUUCGCCAAUUGGCAUAUUGGCAGAUAACCAAACGGCCAAUGCUCCCGUGCCGCAGUCAGAGCCAGCCCUUGGCUCUAUCUUCUGCGCAAAUGUCUUCGGCCACUAUAUGCUUGCGCAUAAUGUUGCGCCGUUGCUGAAGCGCGCAACAGGAUUUAGUGGACCUGGCCGUAUUAUCUGGGUAACUAGCAUAGAAGCUACGUUGAAGUUCUUCGAUGUGGAUGAUAUCCAGGGGCUGAAGUCCGCUACGCCGUAUGAAUCUUCGAAGCAGUUGACAGACUUAUUGGCUUUGACUGCCGAUGAGCCUGGUUCGGCGCCUUGGGCUGUUGACUCGUUUUUUGCGUCUGAUGAGGACGGUGCUGGGCAGCUUGUUGAGGAUGAUGCGGCUUAUGUAGCUACUUCUACACCUACGAUGCAUCUUGCUCAUCCUGGCAUUUGUGCCACGUCUAUUGUCCCGCUUGCAUUGCCGCUUAUCUGGGCUAUGAUGAUUGCGUUUUAUGGUGCGCGCUGGCUGGGAUCGCCUUGGCAUACUAUGAAUACGUAUCUUGCUGCCAUUACGCCAGUCUUCCUUGCGCUUUCAUCGAAUGCGCAGCUUGACGAUGCGGAAGCUCCGUACAGACAGGCUGGAGGUGGAAGACCAAAAUGGGGCUCCGGUACCACGCGAGGUGGGGCUGAGAAGAUCUUUUGUACUGAGACAGCUGGGUGGGGAUAUGCUGGUGUUGUUGGUACGCCUGUUGUCAAGGCUGAUGAACUACGACGUCGGAAGCGAGGAGCUACUGAUCUUACAGCUGAGCAGAAGGAGGAUUUCCUCGAGCUUGGGCGUCAGAGUUGGAAGCAGAUGGAGGAAUUGAGGAUCAAGUGGGAUGCAAUUCUGGAUGAAGCUGAACAGGCGCAAUGA
Messenger RNA from Penicillium angulare, 1344 nucleotides. Its product is annotated as 3-keto-steroid reductase. The record is from RefSeq and is a predicted model, not a curated record. Lineage: Eukaryota; Fungi; Ascomycota; Eurotiomycetes; Eurotiales; Aspergillaceae. Gene Ontology annotation, cellular component: mitochondrial outer membrane; endoplasmic reticulum membrane; lipid droplet. Bases 1 to 1344 code for a protein of 447 amino acids. Gene Ontology annotation, biological process: ergosterol biosynthetic process. Gene Ontology annotation, molecular function: 3-beta-hydroxysteroid 3-dehydrogenase (NADP+) activity. The transcript has 2 exons.